GAAAGCGUUCUCACUGCUCUCUGCAGCUUACAUUUCAACAUUCUUACCGCCUCCGUCGCUGUGCGGUGGUCGUCGUCGUUGUCGCUGCUGCCGCCAUGCUAAGGAAGACAUUGCACAGGGCCCUUCCUCGCUCGCAGAGGGCAUUCAGCAGCUCAGCCCCUGCCCGGAAGAUCGUGGCAACGAACCCCGUCAAGGCAGAGGAGGUCAAGUCAUGGUCUUCGGGACAGUACCCUUUGAUCGAACACGAGUAUGAUGCUAUUGUCGUGGGUGCUGGAGGUGCUGGAUUACGGGCAGCGUUUGGGUUGGCAGAGGCUGGAUUCAACACCGCGUGUAUAACGAAGUUGUUUCCUACCCGGAGUCACACUGUCGCAGCUCAGGGUGGUAUCAAUGCUGCUUUAGGGAACAUGACCGAGGACGACUGGAGAUGGCACAUGUACGACACGGUCAAAGGCUCGGACUGGCUUGGUGACCAAGAUGCGAUUCAUUACAUGUGUCGCGAAGCUCCUCGCACUGUCAUUGAGCUCGAGCACUUCGGUGUCCCCUUCUCGCGUACCAAGGAGGGCAAAAUCUACCAGCGUGCCUUCGGUGGUCAGUCACUGAAGUACGGUAAGGGUGGUCAGGCAUAUCGGUGCGCGGCGGCAGCAGACCGUACGGGCCAUGCUCUUUUACACACUCUCUACGGCCAGUCACUGCGACACAACACCCAGUUCUUCAUUGAGUAUUUCGCCCUCGACCUGAUCAUGCAAGAUGGUGAAUGUGUUGGCGUGAUCGCUCUGAAUAUGGAGGACGGUACUCUUCACCGAUUCAGGGCCCACAAGACCGUCUUGGCUACUGGAGGGUAUGGGCGGGCUUACUUCAGUUGUACGAGUGCGCAUACGUGUUCCGGAGACGGAAAUGCAAUGGUGACACGAGCGGGACUGCCCCUCCAGGACCUGGAGUUUGUCCAGUUCCACCCGACCGGUAUCUACGGCGCUGGAUGUCUUAUCACCGAAGGAUCUCGUGGCGAGGGAGGAUACCUCUUGAACUCCGAGGGUGAGCGGUUCAUGGAGCGUUACGCUCCAACCGCGAAGGAUCUUGCUUCUCGGGAUGUCGUCUCACGGAGUAUGACGAUUGAAAUCCGCGAGGGUCGUGGCGUUGGCCCGGAGAAGGACCACAUCUACCUCCAACUCAGUCACUUGCCCCCCGAGGUCCUGCACGAGCGCUUGCCCGGUAUCUCCGAGACAGCGGCUAUCUUCUCAGGUGUCGAUGUCACGAAGGAGCCUAUUCCCGUCUUGCCCACGGUGCACUACAACAUGGGUGGUAUCCCCACUAAGUACACCGGUGAGGUGCUCACGGUCGACAAGGACGGUAAGGACAAGGUCGUCCCCGGUCUGUACGCCGCUGGUGAGGCUGCCUGUGUCUCCGUGCACGGUGCGAACCGUCUUGGUGCCAACUCCCUCCUGGAUAUCGUCGUCUUCGGCCGUGCCUGCGCUCACCACAUCAAGGAGACCCUUACGCCUGGAAAGCCCCACAAGGCGAUCCCUGAGGAGGCUGGUCUGGAAAGCGUGGAAUUCUUGGAUAAGAUCAGGAAGGCGGACGGCCCUGAGCCUACGGCUAAGAUCCGUCUCGACAUGCAGAAGGCCAUGCAGGCUGAUGCUGCAGUCUUCAGGACGCAGGAGACUCUGGACGAGGGUGUAGAGAAGAUCCGCUCUAUCUACAAGAACUUCGAGAAGGUCGGCAUCAAGGAUAGGAGCAUGAUCUGGAACUCUGACUUGGUUGAGACGCUUGAGCUUCGCAACCUGUUGAGCAACGCGGUGCAGACCAUCACUGCCGCCGCCGCUCGCAAGGAGUCGCGUGGCGCGCACGCUCGUGAGGACUUCCCUGAGCGUGAUGACGAGCACUGGAUGAAGCAUACACUCACUUGGCAACACGAUAUCAACUCGCCUGAGGUGGACAUCAAGUACCGCGGUGUGAUUGACAAGACUCUCGACGAAAACGAGUGCAAGCCCGUGCCGCCGUUCAAGCGUGUGUACUAGAAGGGCCGCGACGGGUUGCAUUAGCUUCCGAGCUUUGCGGGCUGGGUAACUAAUUACAAGUAAUUUGGUAUCUGGCAUCUGCGUGUCAGCGACCUCCGGCAUUGGGGAAGAAAUCGCUGCAAGUCUUUAGGUGUAUUGGUAGAUGAUUGUUUUAGUUUAUUCGAAUCGAAGCCAUAUCCCAACGCUUACAGGGAA
Molecule: messenger RNA, 2210 nt
Organism: Gloeophyllum trabeum ATCC 11539
Lineage: Eukaryota; Fungi; Basidiomycota; Agaricomycetes; Gloeophyllales; Gloeophyllaceae
Product: succinate dehydrogenase
Exons: 11
Coding region: 96-2015 (639 amino acids)
Biological process (GO): mitochondrial electron transport, succinate to ubiquinone; tricarboxylic acid cycle
Molecular function (GO): succinate dehydrogenase (quinone) activity; flavin adenine dinucleotide binding; electron transfer activity
Source: RefSeq, a predicted model, not a curated record